Aspergillus candidus is the source of this 4808-nucleotide messenger RNA. RefSeq names its product chromatin-binding exonuclease XRN1. Lineage: Eukaryota; Fungi; Ascomycota; Eurotiomycetes; Eurotiales; Aspergillaceae. The transcript has 2 exons. Gene Ontology annotation, biological process: nuclear-transcribed mRNA catabolic process; rRNA catabolic process. Gene Ontology annotation, cellular component: nucleus. The record is from RefSeq and is a predicted model, not a curated record. Gene Ontology annotation, molecular function: 5'-3' RNA exonuclease activity; RNA binding. Bases 278 to 4519 code for a protein of 1413 amino acids.
AUUCAAUCGGCGCUGUCGUCGCCCCAGACUUACCUUCCUUCUCAUCUCUCCUACUUGAUUUGCUUGGAUUACCCUUUCUUCCGCUUAUAUUUGGUUUUGAACACUUCUCUCCCUCUGUUUUUAUCUUAAGAAUUUUCGUUGCUUCGUCUACGGCCGGUUUAUGAGUGUUGCCUCCGAGCUCCGAUUCUUAGCGUUCUGACGAAUACCACGACUGACUACGAUCCCUCCAUCUGUUACUCGUUUGAUUUGAGUCCGGUUAGAUUAUUGUGCAGUCAUCAUGGGUGUUCCCAAAUUCUUCCGCUGGCUGAGCGAGCGGUAUCCCGCCAUCUCGAUGUUGAUCGCGGAGAACCGGAUACCGGAAUUCGACAACCUAUACCUUGAUAUGAAUGGUAUUAUUCAUAACUGCACCCACAAGGAUAGCGAUUCUCCUACAUUUCGCAUGACGGAGGAUAAGAUGUUCAUUGCUAUAUUCAAUUACAUUGAACAUCUGUAUGGAAAGAUUAAGCCAAAGAAGCUUUUCUUCAUGGCGGUGGAUGGUGUUGCUCCUCGCGCCAAGAUGAAUCAACAGCGCGCGCGGCGAUUCCGGACGGCUUUGGAUGCUGAGACAGCUCAGGAGAAGGCCAUCAAGCAAGGAAUCGAGAUGCCUAAAGAAGAUGCUUUCGACAGCAAUUGUAUUACACCCGGUACGGAGUUCAUGGCGAAGUUGACGGAGCAGUUGAAAUAUUUCGUCAGCAAGAAGGUGUCGGAGGAUAAAGAUUGGCAAGGAGUCGAGAUUGUACUGUCGGGCCAUGAGGUCCCUGGUGAAGGCGAACACAAGAUCAUGGAAUAUAUUCGGCGUUCGAAAGCACAGCCUGAAUAUCAUGCGAAUGUCCGCCACUGUCUCUACGGGCUUGAUGCGGAUCUGAUCAUGCUGGGGCUGCUGAGCCAUGAUCCCCAUUUCUGUCUGCUGCGUGAAGAAGUGACCUUUGGUCGUCAAACGCAGAAGAAGCCGAAGGAGCUUGAACAUCAAAAUUUCUACCUCCUGCAUUUGAGCAUGGUACGAGAAUACUUGGAAAUGGAAUUUCAGGAUUUGGAAAAAGAAGGUGCUGUCGGGUUUGACAUGGAACGAGUUAUUGAUGACUUCAUCUUGAUGGCUUUCUUCGUUGGAAAUGACUUUUUACCUAAUCUGCCUAAUCUGCAUAUCAACGAGGGCGCCCUGGCAUUGAUGUUCAAGAUCUACAAGGACAUCCUGCCGAAGAUGGGCGGCUACAUCAACGAAGGGGGAGAGAUCCACAUGGACCGACUAGGCACUCUCCUCGACGGUCUGAGCGAUGUGGAGUAUCGCUUCUUUGAAGCCGAAUACUCGGAUGCGGGUUGGAUUAAAGCCAAGAGAAAUGGCGCGGAAGGUUCCUCGGGAGCCCAGGAGAAGCCAAGGGGUCUUACCAUCACACCACAGCAGAAGACCAUGCUUAAGGACGUCAAGAAGUAUGUUCUGAAUCGACCUGAAAAGGCGGAACAGACAAACCCUCUUGACUUCCCACCUACGCUGGCCGCUCGUGACCGGAGGUUCGUGGAGCAGCUGGCAGACGAUCUCCGGCUGCCAUGGACCACUGUCCCGGAUGAACACGGCGAGCGUUUCAUUAGGCUCCAAUACCCGGAACGCGAAGGGGAGGACAGUGACGAGGAAGACGAGGAGGCUUCCAUGGCCGUUCAACGUAUCAUCCGGAAGUAUGAGAACGCCAAGGUCGAGGAGUUGUCUGCAGAAGACGCCCAGAAGGCUGCGGAGAAGAAAUACCAUGAAAAGUUCCAGGAAUGGAAGGAUAAAUACUACGUCACCAAGUUUGGUUGGGGACUGGACAACCACGAAGAAAUGAGGAAGUUGACGGAGAAUUACGUGCAAGGUCUGCAGUGGGUGCUCUACUAUUACUACAGGGGCAUUGCGUCCUGGCCGUGGUUCUUUGCCUAUCAUUAUGCACCCAUGAUUUCUGACGUGAAGAAAGGCCUGAAAGCAGACACCAACUUCCAGCUGGGCCGUCCGUUCCGACCUUAUGACCAACUGAUGGGUGUGCUCCCCGAUCGAAGCAAGAAAAUCGUGCCAGUGGCAUAUCACGAUUUGAUGACGUCGCCAGAGUCCCCAAUUAUCGACUUCUAUCCUCGGGAUUUUGAGUUAGAUAUGAACGGAAAGAAGAUGGAGUGGGAAGCAGUUGUCAAAAUCCCUUUCAUCGACGAACGCCGUUUGCUGGACGCUCUGGCCACGAGAGAACACCUCUUGACACCCGACGAAAAAGCGAGGAACGGAUAUGGCACCAGUCUGAAAUUCACCUACUCUCCAGAGGUGCAGUACGUUUAUCCCUCGUCUCUGCCGGGUGUUUUCCCUGAUCUCCCGGCUUGUCACUGCGUGGAAAAUAUCUUCGAUCUGCCCACCAUGGAGGGUCUGGAGCCGUACGCUGGGCUGGUCGAUGGUGUCCAGCUCGGAGCCGCCGCGCUGGCUGGCUUCCCUAGCUUGAAGACCUUGCCACACUACGGCCACCUGGCCUUCCAUGGUGUCUGCGUCUUCCAGCAAGAAAGUCGCAACGAAAGUAUGGUGGUCACGAUCCUCGAACCUGGAAACAGGUCAAGCAGCGAGCUGGCCAAGACGAAGCUGGGACAGCGAGUGUACGUCGGAUAUCCGUUCCUCCAGGAGGCACUGGUUGUCCGUGUUUCAGACGAGCUUUUUGAUUACACCUUGCCCGAAGGCGAACAACACGUGGUUGCGACCCCUCAUACUGAAUUUCAAAUUCAGCAGUGGAAGAAGAAGGCCGAUAGGAUUGAGGGUCAAUAUGGUAGGAGAUUGGGUAUGGUCAUCGGCUCGGUGGAGUCGAUGGUGCAUGUCCAACCCCUCAAGGGCUUGGUCAAGACGGAUGAAGGAGCUACAAUGAAAGAGUUCAUGGAUAUCCCAGGCCAAGAACCUGACCACGCCCUGCAAUUGAUUGUCGAUGAAGUGAUCAACCCGGACGAACGGUUCAUUGAGCGCGAAGCUUUGCCGAUCGAGGAAGAGUUCCCCGAGGGCUCUCGGGCCUUUUUCCUGGGCGAGUUUAACUACGGCAGGCCGGUGCAUAUCACCGGAUAUGAAGAUGGCAAGGUGAAUGGGUUGAUUGCCUCCGUCAAGGGCCGGGAGCCUGAAUUUGGCAGGGAACGUGCGAGAGAAGCCGAGCGUUUCUGCCCGUAUAUGCCGUCGUUUGCGAUUGCACGGAACCUGCGAUUGAACCCGCUGGUGUUGGCCAAGAUCACAUCGUCCUUCUCCGUGGACAUCGACGGAUCGCGCGUCAACCUUGGUCUUAACCUGAAGUUCGAGGCCAAGAAGCAGAAGGUCCUUGGGUAUUCCCGUCGCGGAGACUCCGGAUGGGAGUUCAGCGCCAAGGCUGUCGAGUUGCUACAGCAGUACAUGAUCAAGUUCCCCGAGUUCAUUGCUGGCAUCCAACGAAACCCUCAGAAUGAUCGCUAUAAGCCCACGGACUUCUACCCGGAAGACGUUGCUCUUGCUAAGAUGCAAGAAAUUCGCGAUUGGCUGAAGGCUAUCGAAUCCAAGAGCUUUGAAAGGGUCCCUCUCGAUGCCGAGCAGCUGGAUUCGGAUCUCGUCAAGUUGAUCGAACAAGAUGCGGACGCACUGCAUCACAAUCAGCCGCCCAUGCAGGCGAAGAAGAUCCGGGGUGUUCCUCGCAGCGCUCUCCUUCGCCCUGCGGAUGUCGAGCAGAGGCUGGGUAACCAGAGCUUCAAGCUAGGGGACCGAGUGGUCUAUGCCCAGGACUCCGGCAAAGUGCCCAUCGCGACCCGCGGCACCGUGGUUGGACUCACCCGCACAUCCCGAGCCGUUCUUCUCGACGUGGUGUUCGACGCUUCGUUCAUGAGCGGUACGACGCUUGGCGAUCGCUGUUCGCCCUUCCGCGGACAGACGGUCUUGGCGUCUUCCGUCCUCAACAUCUCAUACCGCCAGCUGUUGGCCGGCACCCGCGCGGGGGCUAACCAGCAACAAAGCCAACCUACACCUCUGACGGUGAAUGGAUACGGCGCACCUCUGGGGCCCGGUGGACAGGGCCAGCUGAGAGAGGCGUCCGCCCCUCCCCCACUGAACCACUCUUACCGCGGUGCCGUAUCCGGCGGUGGCAAUGGGCGCGGCAACUUCUCUCGUGGCCGUGGUGGACGCGGUGCUUUCAAUGGAGUCGGUGCGCCGACCACCCUGCCUUUCCGCCCUCACCCCAACGGGGGAGACUCGCAGGGCAACGGCCAAGCCCGUGGUGGUCGCGGUCGGGGCGCCGGGAAUGGUGGUCGUGGCCGUGGAGGCGGAAACCGUGGACGCGGCGCUUAUGUCACUAUCGACCAGAACCCGGAUGUGGGUGUCGUCGACAACCCCAACUUCCGGCCCCAGAAUUAUAACCAGGUGCCGCCUCCCAAGGGCCUCGAUCGAGGCAGGGGGCGAGGUCGAGGUGCCGGGCGUGGUGGACGGGGAGGACGGGGACGAGGGGCUGCUGCGGCGAGUGGUUCCGCUGAGACCAGUGCCUGAUACAGGCGGGUUUCUUCAAAAGGCGAUGAUGUUUUCGUCUCCCUCUUAUCCUUUCAGGACUCGGAUUGUCAGCUGCUGGAUGGGAAGGGUGGCAUGGGUUCGCAGCAUGACAUGCGACUGUCUAUAUAGCAAGCUGUGUCAUUCCAGUGGAUAGAAUUGAAACGGCCACAAUGGCCCUCGAUGGACCGAUCUUCUAGACGAUUGAAACCGUAGUAGGAACCAUUCGGCUAGUCAAGUAAUUCCCCGCAUCCUGAAAUGCGGAGAUGGAAAGUAUCCGCUAAACCAUGAC